Messenger RNA from Megalops cyprinoides (Indo-Pacific tarpon), 1176 nucleotides. RefSeq names its product sideroflexin 1 (gene sfxn1). The record is from RefSeq and is a predicted model, not a curated record. Lineage: Eukaryota; Metazoa; Chordata; Actinopteri; Elopiformes; Megalopidae. Gene Ontology annotation, molecular function: monoatomic ion transmembrane transporter activity. Gene Ontology annotation, biological process: monoatomic ion transport; serine import into mitochondrion. Gene Ontology annotation, cellular component: mitochondrial inner membrane. The transcript has 11 exons. Bases 143 to 1111 code for a protein of 322 amino acids.
AAUCAGUCGAUUCUCUUUACAGCCGGAAGUUCUCCUCUGUUGCUCUGCAUACGAGAAGCACCUCGCUUCACGAAGCAAUCCGGAGCACCCCCUUGCACACGAACGGUAUUAUCAAACAGCGAAGAAGCCGAGGACAAUCACCAUGACUGUAGAGCUUCCCACAAACAUUAACAUUAAGGAGCCACGCUGGGAUCAGGGGACUUUUGUGGGAAGAGCAAAACACUUUUUUACCGUUACUGAUCCCAGGAAUAUUCUCUUAUCCAAUGAGCAACUGGAGAGUGCCCGACAGAUCAUUCAUGACUACAGGAAGGGGUUGGUAUCCCCGGGCCUCACAGAAGAUGAACUGUGGAGGGCAAAGUACAUCUAUGACUCUGCCUUUCACCCGGAUACAGGGGAGAAGAUGCUCCUGAUUGGUCGAAUGUCUGCGCAGGUCCCUAUGAACAUGACCAUCACAGGAUGCAUGAUGACAUUUUAUAAGACAACUCCAGCGGUGGUGUUCUGGCAGUGGAUCAACCAGUCUUUUAACGCCAUAGUCAAUUACACCAACAGGAGUGGGGACGCCCCUAUUACUGUCAGUCAGCUGGGUACAGCCUAUGUGUCUGCCACCACGGGUGCCGUCGCCACCGCUUUAGGGCUAAACGCACUAACCAAGCAUGUCUCACCUCUCAUAGGACGAUUUGUUCCUUUCGCCGCUGUGGCUGCUGCUAACUGUAUCAAUAUCCCAUUGAUGAGGCAAAGAGAGUUGAAGCACGGUAUUCCUAUCAUGGACGAGAACGACAACAGGUUAGGGGAAUCCACAAAGGCGGCCCAGCAGGCCAUUACACAGGUGGUCAUCUCCAGAAUCCUCAUGGCCUCCCCUGGAAUGGCUAUUCCACCAUUUUUAAUGAACACACUGGAAAAGAAAGCAUUUUUGAAGAGAUUUCCAUGGAUGAGUGCACCCAUACAGGUGGGAUUGGUGGGAUUCUGCUUGGUUUUUGCCACUCCCCUUUGCUGUGCACUGUUCCCACAGAAGAGCUCGAUGUCGGUGAGCCGCUUGGAGCCAGACCUCCAGGAGAAGAUUCGGGCGAGUCACCCAGGUGUGGAGAGGGUGUACUUCAACAAGGGGCUGUGAGGACCAAACCAUCUCAUCUCAGUGCACUUCCCAAGAACACAGCUAAAGAUGACCCCCUCAUUGUG